Molecule: messenger RNA, 6166 nt
Organism: Anopheles funestus (African malaria mosquito)
Lineage: Eukaryota; Metazoa; Arthropoda; Insecta; Diptera; Culicidae
Gene: Lgr1
Product: thyrotropin receptor
Exons: 10
Coding region: 2338-5193 (951 amino acids)
Biological process (GO): G protein-coupled receptor signaling pathway
Cellular component (GO): membrane
Molecular function (GO): protein binding; protein-hormone receptor activity; G protein-coupled receptor activity
Source: RefSeq, a predicted model, not a curated record
AUUUGGUCACUUUCAUUGGAAUAAAAAUUCCUCCGAAAAACAAGCUGUGAGGAUGGCUUUGAUGGCCGAAUCUCCCGUGAAUGUUGUCCUAAUGAUUUGAUUCCUGUAUCAUGCUAAAGGUAAACAUGCGUCAAUUCGAUGUUUACGUGCGAUCAAUUUCGUACAAAAGCGAGCAACAGAAAACCGAUGUACAUUUCAAUUGCAAACAAAAUAGCACUCUGGUGGGUGUGUAAGCAGGAUGUGCUUGCAAAGUCAUCUUAGUGGAUUUGUUUGGUCAUUUUCGGCUUGAAAUGUUUGAUAAAAAUGAAAAAAAAUUUGGUUGUCAUGUACAUAAAUCUGUUUGCCCGUCAUAGACAGCCGCCAGAUGCCUAAUCGGAUUCUAUUCGUAUUCGUAGUUGUUCAUUGCUCAUUUCAUUGAAAUUAAAUUAAUGAUUUACCUAAGUAAAUGACAAAAAAAAAAGAAAUUAAAAGGUAAUUUUUUUUAGAUGUAAAAGAAAUUGCAAUCAAAAGGCCAACGUACUAAGCGACCAAAGGAAAACAAUUUUCCCGCACCAACGGCGGCAGUUAUCGAAGUUCAUUCCGAUCGCGAUGAACACACCGUCCCCGAAUUUAUCGUUCGUAUUCGAGGUUCAGUAUACUCGCUGGUCGGUUUGGCUGCUGCGGUUGAUGUUUGUCCGUUUAGUGUGCUCGUGACUUUGCACCCGGACGGACUUUUCCAGGUUCAAUCCGAUAGUCGAACCAAACGAUAAAGUGACUUUGCUACGGUUCCGGCCGUUCCAUGGCACAGUGCCGGUCUACGGUAACUCGUUUACUGUCCGGGUGCGGGUAUAGAAUUUCACUGUGGUGCGAUAAUUGUUCGAAAGGAGGCAAUCCCUCAUACUAAACAGCGAGGUGGAGGCAGUUCAAUAUCAAUUGGCGGGCUUAAUUAAUGAAAUCGUGUCCGGUUGGGAAAUGGUGUAACGGGGCCCGUACCCAUAAGCGUGUGUAAUAAGGCAGCUGGAGACGGCCAGUGCCAGUGCGCUCGGUGUUCACUUAACCCUCAUCGGGUGAUUCGGUUAGAGCCUUGGCUGGUUCUGCUGCAGUGCCACUGCUCAGUUGAAGAUCAGUUGCUUCAGUGUAAUAUUUGUGCGUGUGUGGGCGUGGGUGUGUGUGUGUGUGGGUGUAUGUGGCCAUAUGUGCUGCUGUAGUAAUGUACAAGGUUUCCUCUGCCUGCACACGUCCCAAAACAACGACGAUUGGGCUUUUGUGAGACUACUACUACCGGUUGGAUACGGGCUGUGUGUCCGCUAGCAUAGAGCGAGAUGGUUGGUCCGGUACAGAGCCAAAUUAUCACCCCGAUGCUAAUUUACAGUGCCAGCGGAGUGAGUUUUUUAUAGAUGAAAUUGAAUACGACAAAAAAAAAUGUCACAAAUAUUUCCUCCGGGCGUAGUCUUCUUCGCGAGCAGCAUCUAGAUCGACGUCUCUAUUGUUCCACUGGUGUCUGUCGUCGUGGCUAGCAGCUAAGUGUGUUUCCAGCACUGUAAAUGUGGAUGUAAAUGCGUGUGCUUAAGUCGUGAUUGUGCCCCGUUGAUACGAGGCUUGGUGUUUGGCGCGAACAUUUGUCCUUCGACACAAGCGAAAGCAAACAUCGGCUCAGACUGGGCCCCCGGUGCUGGGGUUUUUGUUUGCACGUAUCGUGCGAUCAUGAUCUAAUUUAAGGUUUGCAAAUCGUCUGCCAAAGCGGUGCGGGCCACCGCGAAACACGAGCCACUUGACAUGAAAUAAGUAAAUAAAAACCCAUACACAUCUUCAGAUGGUUUUUUUGGUGUAAUUUAGAAGGUUUUUUUAUUGUGUUACGCGCGACCACAGCAAGGCGCGAACUGAUGGACAACGCGUUGGCUGCAGUCUUCACAGGUAUUGCAGGACGCACGGAAUUGCGCCUCGGUACGGAUCCCUUCCGGUGUGUGCCGGUGUAACGCACCAACCAACACAAAACAACAAAAAAAAAACUAUGACAAUCAAAUUUGACCGCUUCUGGUUCGACGCUGGUGUAAACGCGCAAAGUUAUCGACAGACGGCCGGCUUGCUGGUCGGUGUAUUUGAGAACGAAAUCACGUGAAGCGAUUGCCUUCGAUCAACCGCAACCGCGUUGUUGGUUGUCCACGCUGUUUUUCUUUCUUGCCCGACAAUGGUAGCCGAUUUCCGCUUACAAAUCCCUUGAGCUUUUUUUGGGUGCGUGCAAACCACCAAACCGUUGGUGAAGGUUGAAAGUGAACACAGUGUAUACACGGGCGGAAAGUAAACGUUUCCGGCCAACAUCCGGCACUCGGAGCUAUUUUGAAAGUGUAAAAGAAAAUAAUGACAGUGCGCUUGGACCGUGCUGGGAGACAGUAUCACCGUACGGUGGGUGUUUGGUUGUGGUCAGUCGGUAUCCUGCUGGCAGGAAGUCGCCUACUGGCGGUGGUGGAAACUACCGCAAGUGUUGCGGUUACGACGCACGCCAAUGUGAUCAUCCCGGUCGGCGGAAAGCUGGUAUCGGUGAUGCCGGACGGAACCGGUGACGCUAGUAACAACAAUGCGUCAGUCCUGCUGGACAUCGGCAAUGGCACGUACAGGCAACAGGCGCGUGAAGAACCGGCACCGGAUGGGUUGGAAACGGGCACGGUGCCGGUGAUAGAGCUGAAACGGGGCCAAUGCCGUUGCUGGAAUUCGACCGAGGAAGCGUUGGGUGAGGUACAGUGCCGUUGCCUCGGGCAAUCGAUAGUGCGUGUGCCACAGAAGCUGACCGGCAUGCAACGGUUGACGCUGGAAAAGGUUGGCAUCAAGCGGUUGCGUACCAACGCGCUGACGGUGUAUGCGGACACGUUGCAGGAUCUGUUCUUCAUCUACCUGCGGGAAUUUCAUCGCAUCGAACCGGCCGCCUUCUCACGGUUACGCCACCUUCGUACGCUCUACAUUGCACACGCACCAAAGCUCGAAUUUCUACCCGCGGAUGUGUUUGAAGGAAUUUCGAUGAAGCUGAAAACGUUGAGGAUUAUACACAGCGGACUGCUCGCCGUGCCUGACCUGCGCGUUCUCUCCGACCACAUAAUCAUGCAUAUGGUUGAUUUGGAUGGAAAUCAGAUUCGCGAAAUUUACGAACGAUCGAUACAACUGAAGACUGACGAGCUAAUUCUCGACAAUAAUGCCCUGACGGAAAUACACGGAUCGGCAUUCCACGGAUCGGAAAUAGCGAAACUGAGUAUUAAAAUGAACUACAAGUUGAAAGAAAUCCAUGAAAAAGCGUUCGUGGGUAUAAAUAACAUAAGAGAGCUCGAUCUGUCCGGGACUGCUAUUGAAGAACUACCUACGGAGGGUUUGUCAGAGCUGGAAACACUACGCAUACAGCAUACACACUCACUGAAAACUAUUCCAUCGGUGUACAACUUUAAGAACCUGCGGACCGCCUACCUGACACAUUCGUUUCACUGCUGUGCAUUUAAGUUCCCGGCCCGUCACGACCCGGACGCCCACGAGCGCAAUCUGAAGAAGUUCUACGAAGUGCAGCAUCGGUGCAUCGCGAACGGAUAUUCAACGCCACACUUCAAGCUGGAGGUACCAUCCAGUGCGGAAACACCGCUCGUGCUCGAUGGUGAUGGUGCCGACAGUGGGUUAGAGCGAAGCAAUCGUAAUCGUCGUUCGCCAGACUUUCGCAGCUGGUUCCGGCUGACGGCGAGUGAUGAGACCGAGGAACGGCCGGCUAGAACGGAAUUGUUGCAGAAGGGUAUCGAUUUGUCGGAUAAAAGGAUGGGUGAGAUAGUGGACGAUUCCUACCUGCUGCCUAUUACUGGGCAUCCGGUGGAUGAUGCGGGCGAUCAAACGAUGGGCGGUGGACUGUACACGGAAAAUCCACUUUUGGGCGAGUUCCACGAGACGGUAGCACAAAUUUCUUCGAUGGAGGCAUUGUGUGGUAAUUUAACGCCAAUGAUCUUGGAUGUAAAGUGUUAUCCAAUGCCGGACGCAUUAAACCCAUGCGAAGACGUCAUGGGAUCCCAUUGGCUACGGGGAUCGGUGUGGGUGGUGGUGCUGCUAGCCGUAUUUGGCAACGUGGCAGUGGUUGUCGUUCUAUUCUCCAACCGUAGCGAUCUGACAGUGCCAAAGUUCCUGAUCUGCAAUUUAGCAUUUGCUGACCUUUGCAUGGGUCUAUACUUGCUCUUGAUCGCUUCGAUCGAUGCACACUCUAUGGGUGAAUACUUUAACUAUGCGUUCGAUUGGCAGUACGGUGUUGGGUGUAAGGUGGCCGGUUUUCUGACCGUCUUCGCCAGCCACUUGUCGAUCUUUACGCUCACGAUCGUUACGCUCGAGCGAUGGUUUGCGAUCACCCAUGCGAUCUAUUUGAAUCGGCGCAUCAAACUGUCAGCGGCCAUGUACAUCAUGAUCGUUGGCUGGAUGUAUGCAAUCACGAUGGCAUCGAUGCCACUGUUUGGCAUCAGUAACUAUUCGUCCACCUCGAUCUGUCUGCCGAUGGAGGCACGGGAUAGUUUGGACAUUGCCUAUCUGCUUACGGUGCUGGUCGUGAAUGGUUGUGGUUUUGUCGUGAUCGUUGUUUGCUACGCCCAGAUUUAUUUGUCUCUGGGCAAGGAAACGCGUCAGGCAGCUCGUACCGCACACAGCGGUGAGAUGACGGUUGCGAAAAAGAUGGCCUUGUUGGUGUUUACCAACUUUGCCUGCUGGGCACCGAUUGCAUUCUUUGGACUAACAGCGAUCGCCGGCUAUCCACUGAUUGGUGUUAGCAAGUCGAAAAUUUUGCUAGUAUUUUUCUAUCCCCUCAACUCGUGUGCCAACCCGUACCUUUACGCUAUCUUAACUGUCCAAUAUCGGAAAGAUCUCUUUUCCCUGCUCGCAAACUACGGUCUCUGCACGCAACGGGCACAACAGUACAAAAUGACCUAUUCGAUGCCCACCAACACAUUCCAGGUUGCACCAGCACGAGGUUCCGUGAACUACAACAGCAGCAACAAUGGAACUCUGACGUCGGCGGCCGGCAUGGCAUUGGCCAGCACCAUCAAUACGGACACGAUCACCACCACCAUUACGUGCGGCAGUGUGGUACUGAGCUCGAACGGUAACCCUGCCAAUGGGGCUGCGACCGGUGGAGCAAGCACAACCAAUGGGACGAACGCGAACGGGACGAACGUCAGAUCCAGUGUCGUGGAGGACGAAACAUUUCUCUGAGUGGCGUUGCUGUAAUUGACAAUACCGAACGGUUCGCGUUCUCAACCAACGUGUGUGCUCUCUCUCUCUCUUUAUCUGUUACAGUCGGUCCGAGUCCGAGUGUGGAAGGAUUUAGCCAAGGUAAGAAGUUGAGCUUCUUAUCCAUAUAAAGCUGAUUCGUACAGAGAAUCACUGGGGACAAUAGUGAAACAAGAAUUGAAAGAAUUGAAUAUUGCAUGUACGACUAUGUAUGUAUAUGUGUUUGUGUGAGGAUGUGUAUGCUGUGUUCCAAACAAAUAUGUGGCAAACAAAAAAAAACGAAAGAAAUUAGAUAAGAAAAGAAAUAAUGUAACUCAAACAUGUAACGGAUAUUUUUCUGAAAAAACUGAUCAGAGUGGUAAUUAUUUUUAUACGAAAAGGCUGCUAUUGAAAAAGACAUGCUCAGUAAAAGAGUUAAAUGAGUUGUAAAAAAUAUUAUAGACGUGAUUAAAUCUACCAUCCGUGCCAAGCAGGGCGGUGAGAAAAUUGCACAAAAUUUCAUUUAUUCGUAUUGUAAAGAAAUAUCGACAAUUUAAAACUCACAGACAGAUACAUGCAGAUAAAUGCAGGUUCAUGUUUAUUGCUGGCUAAUUUAAAAUUACAAUAUUACAACAGAACAUUUGUGGUACGUGGUACUUACAUUUUAUGUACGUUAAAUUAACUUUACCGUCAUAUUCCAUUGCUUUUCAAACAAUUGAUGUGUAAAAUAAAACAUGUACUGAUAUGAAAAUAUAUAAAACUAUCGUUUUAUUCUGACACUGAAUUGGUGAAGUAAAGAAAAAAUAUUGUAAAAUGUUUAUUUUAACCGAGUAUGCCCGGGAUAAGGCACGAACACAAGGAGGAAAUGCCUUGUGAAAAUUGUACAUAGUUUGAGGCCUUUCGAGGUUGACAAUACGGCUAAAGGCCGAAAUAAUUAAACAUAAAUAAAGAAAAUUAAUUGUUUGUUUUAUUUUUU